Molecule: messenger RNA, 2623 nt
Organism: Suillus plorans
Lineage: Eukaryota; Fungi; Basidiomycota; Agaricomycetes; Boletales; Suillaceae
Exons: 1
Coding region: 254-2392 (712 amino acids)
Source: RefSeq, a predicted model, not a curated record
UGUUUCCCUGCAGGGCAAACCUUAUCGAAUCGUCCAAUGAGAGGGAUGGAUCAGCUAAGCUCCUGACAUUGAACCGUACUAAGUACGGGCGUCUAAAGCUAUGGCACGCAUAAGCGUAAUAUAAAGGUACUGGUGUCCCUAUGAAGUAAUGCCAAGUAACAUCCCCCCGCUCGUGUUCCUCUGCUCACCGUAAGUCUCGAAAAUCGUGCAGAUUUCUCAUCCUCAUUUGACGAUUUCAACAGGAUUAGCCAAGAUGCGACUCUGGCCCGGGCAGCUCCCAGUCACGCAAAACGAAGCCGUGACCAUCACUUGCUACGAUGACCUGGGUAAUCCAAAAACGCACGGUUUAGAGCAGCGAUAUGUCAGCCCUACUACUGGGAUAUGUCGAAAGCUCGUCGUGCAAGCCGUCUCUCCCUUCGGUAAAUCCGAAGUCCCCAUCAGCAACCACACCAAUCAAGCAAGCAAAAUCGCCAUAUGGCUGCUAGCCAAUUCCCCCAUACGAGGGUGGAUCAUUCUUAAAUGGAUAGGCAUAUGGUUGUUGUUUACGUUGAAGCUCCUCUGGUCAGUCAUCUGGCUGCUAGCACAGCUUUUCGCCCCCAUCGACUUGGCGGAUGACACCGGGGAGGACACGGACCUGUAUAACACUGGAUACUACAAACCAUAUGUCCGCGGGUUCCAGGGUCAGCUAUGGGCAGCUCGUUCGCCUAUGGAGCAUUCUUCGCGCAUUAUCGAAGAGGGCGAGAUGGAUAUCCCUACACAUACCCUUUAUCCUCGAGUUCUUAUUAUCCGCGACCCGAUCUGUAAUGAGUGGGCCUCAUGUGCAGAUCGCGAUACCAUCAUCCAUACAAAAUUCAUCGCCAUCUCUUAUCGCGCCGUUGAUGCCUUCACUCGAGGCCCAGAUCAGGAGGUAGAAAAAGAUCAGUUCAUAGAGGAAGUUCGUGCAGCGGUGCUCGAACAAAAAUACGAUGCGUAUUGGCUCGACUUGGAGUGUGUAGGAGAGACGCCGUCAGAGAAGAAUCGGGAUUUGUACUGCAUGGCGGACGUCUACCGUGGAGCAGCUGUAACUUUGAUCAUGCUCGGUAAAUCUGCGUCUGGGGAGAAGGAGUGUUGGAAAGGCUGGGGCGAACGGGUAUGGACUAUGCCCGAAGCCCUCCUGAGCUCUAGCCUUUGUUACAAGUUCCGAGAUCGGGAAGCAGUCACACCAUUGUCGUUGUUUGAGCUGGCCAACCUGGCCUAUACAAACUACGACAUCGAACAAGCUAUCGUCAACGCGUACAGCGGGAAGGAUCCACUUGAGAGGUUGGAGCGCUUGACGCUGUUGAAAUCAGCUAUAUGGCGGCGCGGUACGGCAGCUCUAGCACCAGGUAUUACUCCUCCUCCGCCAAAGCUGGAUAUGAUAGAUGACUCCGAGAAGUCUGUCACCGUCCUGAGUGGGGCGUACAAGGCCGAGCGUGUGUAUGCGCUGAUGGGCUUUUUUGAGCAUCGGAUUCAGCCAAACCGCUCGGAGGACGAUUUGCGCGCUCUUGUGAGGCUUUCGAUGGCCAACGACAAUGACCGUAUCGCUGAGCGCAUGGUAUCCAUGCUGCCCUCGACCAUCACCAAGACAGCGUGUUGGUACUCUGACGAUGAUAUCUACCGUGCCAACCUUUGGGAUAUUCUACCGGAGAUCCAGGUCGCUGGUGUUACGGACAAUGGAGCUCUUGUAAUUGACGGGUGUCGGUCGGCAGCCAUCAGAUGGAAAGAUUUCCCGGAGGUUGCGUUUGUGACCACAGAUUCAUUGAGGAGAACCAUCAUCGGCUUCAUUCCGUACCUCUCGUGGCCAACUCUUAUCAUCGGGCUAGCUAUUCUUAUGAUCAACCGGGUAGGAGGCAUCGCGCUCACCAUAAUCGGAUUGGUGCUCCUCAUUGUUUCCCCUCGGCUGUUCGUUUUCAGUCAAUCUGGGCGUAUCGUCAGCGCACAACCAUGGCUCAUCGGAGUGAAAGGGGUCGUGAGCAUCAAAGAGGUAGAGAGCCACUUGUACGGUGGCGCCGCCAGAGGACACUUCCCAAGAAUGUAUUUCACGCCGAGCGGAUCACAGUUCUCGAUUCCGGAACGAGGCUUAGACCGGGGAGGUUCGUUCAGACAAUACGACUAUGCCAAACUAGCGGAUAGUGGACCCGAUGCGGGACACAUCUAUACGCUCAUCGACACGUGCUCGUCGACGAUGUACUAUUUCCGUGCGCAACGACCGCCGACUGUGUGUAUAUUCGCCGGACGAGAGGGAGGGCUUGGGCGGUUUGUGUUGUGUUCGGAGAAAUGUGAUAUCAAUGAGCUGCAUAAGGAGAGCGUGCUGAGGAUGCCGACGGAGAUCAGUGAAAAAAUGGAGUUGUGUGGAUGGGUCGCGCUUGGAUGAGGUUGUUUUGGAACCUUUCACUGUCCUUUAUUUCGGACUUCACUGACGCUGUUUAGUGUUUUGCUAGAACUUUCCACUUUCCUUUAUUAAUUUAUUAUGUACUCUACCGACGCUAUUUAGUGUUAUAGCAACAUAGUAUUGAGGAUUCACUGCAGAACGUUUCUUGUUAAUAUUCUCGCGGGUCUGAGCGCGGCUAAGACUCGACAAACGCAUGAUACUCUCAAGCCGAGU